UGGUGGGUGGGUGGCUGGAUGGGGGCUGAUGAAGAUGUUGAUGAAGAGGAAGAAGAGGUGUGAUGAUGGUGCCAGCAGCAGUGGUGCAGUCUGACCUCCCACCGGAGGAGUGGCGUUGACAGAAGGACGGUCCAGCAGAUAGAGGCGGCAGCAUGCUGAGCGCCGCACAAUGCCACAUACAAACUCAGGCGAGCGGUGGGACUAGACUUCUUUACCUUCAUGCCACCGCAGGGGUGAAGACGAGAGCCAAACACACGCGCAGCCAAAGAUCAAGUGUACAGCGGCCAGAACAUCAGCAGCCGCUCCGGUGAUCAGCUCUGCUCGGCACGUUCAGUAAGGAGAUUUAUCACACGCAACACGAGGAGAUGAGCGGCAGCAAGAAGAUGGAGGACGAGGCGGUGCUGGACCGGGGGGCGUCCUUACUCAAGCACAUCUGCGACGAGGAGGAGGUCGAGGGUCACCACACCAUUUACAUUGGUGUGCACGUGCCCAAGAGCUAUCGGCGGCGGCGGCGCCACCGUCGGAAAGCCAGCCACAAGGACAGAAAGGAGAGGUUGACGGAGAACGUCUCUGACAAGUCGGACACAGAAAACAACGAUGAGGCCAGCAACAGCAUCCUCAAACCUCUCAUCUCGCCUGCGGCUGAGAGGAUCCGCUUCAUCCUCGGGGAGGAAGAUGACGGCCCGGCACCCCCACAACUCUUCACCGAGUUGGAUGAGCUUCUGUCGGUGGAUGGUCAGGAGAUGGAGUGGAAGGAGACGGCCAGGUGGAUCAAGUUUGAGGAGAAGGUAGAGAAAGGAGGUGAACGCUGGAGUAAACCCCAUGUGGCCACGCUGUCCUUACAUAGCCUUUUCGAACUGCGGACGUGCAUAGAGAAGGGCACCAUCAUGCUGGACUUGGAAGCUUCCUCUCUGCCUCAGGUUGUUGAGCUGAUCACGGACAACCAGAUAGAGAUCGGUCAGCUGAAGGCGGAGCUGAAGGACAAAGUCAUGUACACAUUGCUACGGAAACAUCGUCACCAGACCAAGAAGUCCAACCUGCGCUCUCUGGCUGACAUUGGCAAGACGGUCUCCAGUGCAAGUAGGCUGUUUUCCAACCAGGAAAACGAUAGUCCCACCACAACUCACCGGAACCUGACCUCCAGCAGCCUGAACGACAUUUCUGACAAACCAGAAAAAGACCAGCUGAGGAACAAGUUCAUGAAGAAGUUGCCGAGAGACGCCGAGGCCUCCAACGUGCUGGUGGGGGAGGUGGACUUCCUGGACUCGCCGUUUGUGGCGUUUGUUCGUCUGCAGCAAGCUGUGAUGCUGGGAGCCUUAACAGAGGUUCCUGUUCCCACAAGAUUUUUGUUCAUCUUGCUUGGACCCAAAGGCAAAGCCAAGUCGUACCAUGAGAUUGGCAGAGCGAUCGCCACGCUGAUGUCAGACGAGGUCUUCCACGACAUCGCAUACAAGGCCAAGGACAGACAAGACCUGCUGGCCGGCAUCGACGAGUUCCUGGAUGAGGUGAUCGUGCUUCCUCCUGGAGAGUGGGACCCAGCCAUCAGGAUAGAGCCUCCGAAAUCCCUCCCCUCCUCUGACAAAAGGAAAAACAUGUAUGCAGGAGGGGACUCUCAGAUGAACGGAGAUAUGCCUCAUGAUGGAGGUCAUGGAGGAGGGGGACACGCUGUUGGGGACGAGCUGAAGAAGACUGGAAGGUUUUGUGGGGGUCUCCUACUUGACAUCAAAAGAAAAGCGCCUUUCUUCGUCAGUGACUUCACCGAUGCAUUUCACAUUCAGGCCUUGUCGGCCAUUCUGUUUAUUUACUUGGGAACUGUGACAAACGCCAUCACCUUCGGAGGUCUGCUGGGGGACGCUACCGAAAACAUGCAGGGUGUGCUGGAGAGUUUUCUAGGCACAGCGAUCAGCGGUGGGGUGUUCUGUCUGCUGGCUGGCCAGCCUCUCACCAUCCUCAGCAGCACCGGGCCUGUUCUGGUGUUCGAGCGGUUGCUCUUCAACUUCAGCAGAGAUAAUAACUUUGACUACCUGGAGUUCCGGCUGUGGAUCGGCCUGUGGUCGGCGUUCUUCUGCCUGGUGCUUGUGGCCACUGAUGCCAGCUUCUUGGUUCAGUACUUCACCCGUUUCACUGAGGAGGGCUUCUCCUGUCUUAUCAGCUUCAUCUUCAUCUAUGAUGCCUUCAAGAAGAUGAUCAAAUUAGCCCACCACUACCCCAUCAACGCCGAGUUCAGGAUGGAGUACGUCACGCAGUAUGACUGCCUCUGUAUGGCCCCUGCUGUUCUAGAGAACAGCACAGACAUCAUCAGUGAUCCUCUAGAAGGUACUUCUGUCUGGUACUGGAACAACACUGAUCUGCCAAUGAACGCCACAUGGUCGUCGCUCACAAAGACGGAGUGCUUGAAGUACAAAGGGGAGCUGGUGGGGAAGGCCUGCGAGUUUGUCCCAGACAUCGCCCUCAUGUCCUUCAUCCUGUUCUUUGGCACUUACACCUGCUCCAUGUGUCUGAAGAAGUUCAAGACCAGCCCGUUCUUCCCCACCACCGUGAGGAAACUCAUCAGUGACUUUGCCAUCAUCCUGGCCAUCCUCAUCUUCUGCGGGGUUGAUAUGCUCAUAGGAGUCGAUACUCCCAAACUCAUUGUGCCAACUGAAUUCAAGCCAACAAGUCCUAACCGGGGCUGGUUUGUGCCCCCCUUCGGAGGAAACCCCUGGUGGGUUUACCUGGCGUCAGCUCUUCCUGCCCUGCUGGUCACCAUACUGGUCUUCAUGGACCAGCAGAUUACUGCUGUGAUCGUCAACAGGAAGGAGCACAUGCUGAAGAAAGGGGCAGGUUACCAUCUGGAUCUGUUCUGGGUGGCCGUUCUCCUGGUGGUUUGCUCAUUCAUGGGCCUGCCGUGGUACGUGGCUGCCACCGUUAUCUCUAUCGCUCACAUCGACAGUCUGAAGAUGGAAACUGAAACAUCGGCUCCUGGAGAGCAGCCGAAGUUCCUGGGAGUGAGAGAGCAGAGGUUCACCGGUGUCAUCGUGUUCAUCCUGACAGGACUGUCUGUAUUUAUGUCUCCCAUUUUAAAGUUUAUCCCAAUGCCUGUGCUGUAUGGAGUCUUCUUAUACAUGGGAGUCGCUUCUCUCAAUGGAGUGCAGUUUAUGGAUCGCCUGAAGCUGCUCCUGAUGCCGGCGAAGCAUCAGCCGGACCUGGUUUACCUGCGACACGUUCCCCUCAGGAAGGUCCACCUCUUCACCUUCAUCCAGGUCCUUUGUUUGGCUCUGCUCUGGAUCCUUAAGUCCACCGUGGCUGCUAUUAUAUUCCCUGUCAUGAUCCUUGCUCUGGUAGCCGUCAGAAAAGCAAUGGACUACAUGUUCUCCCAGCAUGACCUCGGCUUCCUGGAUGACGUCAUCCCAGAGAAGGAUAAGAAGAAGAAAGAGGACGAUAAAAAGAAAAAACGGGACAGCAUAGACAGCGACGUUGAAGACUCUGACUAUCCUUAUAAUGAGAAAGUUCCCAGCAUUAAAAUCCCGAUGGACAUGAUGGAGCAGGAGCCCUUCUUAGGUGAUAAGGCGUCUAACAGAGAGAAGUCCCCAUCAUUCCUUGAACGUCACACAUCGUGCUGAGCAGCUUCGCUACUACCAGGCCAACUGCUUAUCCAGCCCUGAGAUGAGUCCACUGAAGUCUGUGCCUCAGAUUAGAAUAGAGAUGGACCCAGACGAUGAUAAUUCAUUCUACUGGAAGAGCAGAGGAUCUGAAACGUCCUUGUAGAGCACCGAAGCACCACCAGGCGAAUCCUGCAGCACCCGCAAGGCAACUCGCUCUUUUCCCUUUCCUUUAUGUCUUCAUUCCUUUUAACUCCUUUCCACAGUUUUCAGGAUUUUUGCUCUGAAUAGGUGGUUCUUAAAAAAAACCGAGAGGCGACAAAAAAAUCUGUCUAACACGACAGUACGUUUCUCAUAAUGAAGCUAUUUUAAAACCAUGUCUGUCUUCACUAGCUUGUCUCGGUAUUUUUCUCACUGCUUCACAAACACUGUCAAAUGUAACUCCUUACUACUCUACUAUGCAACUCAUCCCACAUGUCGCUGAUCUACAGUAAAGCUGUGGCUCUCUCUGACCACGCAUGGAACACCCUCCCUGCUCUCUAUAUAUAUUUAUAUAUAUAUAUAUAUAUCUAUAUAAACAUAUCUAUAUAAAUCUAUAUAUAUAUUAUAUAUCAUCUGUCUGAACUCUUUUUUUUUAUAUAAAUUGAAUUAUUCUAAUAACAUUUUCCUGUAGCAGGAAAAUUAUGUUUUUUAUAGCUCUACCUCUUGUUCUAGAUCAAUGGCUUAUUAUGAACAAAUGCAACAUGUUGAUUUUUGACGCAGCAUGGGGUUUUGAUAUUUUCUCUCUGUCCUCUUGUAGAGUUGAAAUGAUUCAAGAGAUUCACUGUAUUAUAGCGUGUGAAGGAAAUGUGUGCAAAUAGAUCUUUUAAGUUAAUUAACAGUUAAUUAAUGCAUAUUUGUAUGUGCAGAUGAGGUAAAUAUUUUUAUCAUCACUUUUUGAUGCGGUUUUGAUUGCUUCACCUUUCUAAUUUUCUGAAUCUUUCUCUCACGUGUUCACUUCAAAGCUUUUGUUACUUGUUUGAAUUAAAAUCAUACAUUUCUUCAUGUUUUGUUUUUUCCUAAUGUUUUUUUUUUUUUUUUAAAUCAUUAUGUUUGUGUGUAUGUUGGUAACCUUUUUCUUGUGUCCUACCUUUUUGUUUCUUUGUGGGUAGAGAACAGUUCAGCUAAACAUAAUCAUCUGAUUUUCCUCAGCCAAACUUUAACUCUAACUCGGAGUGCAUAUCAUAUAGUUGCUUGUUCUGCACAAACUACUUUACCUAAGUGGCUUAUAAGAGAUCGAUCCUGACUGAAAUUCUCAUAGCAACGAUGUAACAAAUAAGAAGGGAAUCAAAUCCAUGUAAGCUAUAUGCAGUGGGACGGCUUCAGUCCGCAGCCAGUGUAUUUUGUUUUUGUCUCGGUGGUUGUUUGAAUUGUCUGAUGUGAGAAUGGGUUCACAGAUUAAAAGAAAAAAGUUAUACAGUAAAUGAUUUUGAUUAUUUCAGGUCUAUCUUAAUCUAAAUCUCACGUGGUAUUGGUUGCUGUUAUUAUCUUUACCUUCCAAGUCUGAGUCGAGUCUCAAAUUGCAAUGACAAUGAGCCCACAUCUGACAGGGCUGGGCAAAAUGUGUGAUAUUCGUUGUUAUCGUGACAUGAGACUAUAUAUCGUUUUAGAUCUUGAUCAUUAUAAUUAGAACGUGAUAUGAGAUCAGUGUUGUACACGAAGAACAUUUCACCCCGGCCCUAAUCUCUGGUUAAAACAUGUAUAGACGGCUCCCAGGACAUAUGUCUGCCACAGCUCAGCAUACGAACUUAAUUGAAAGACCAUAAUUUCCACUACCACUUUCAUUUGUCAUCAUGCUAACAUUUCGAAUACAGUUUUGCACUGUGUUGUAAAUCUCUUCUGCCAUCCUUUUUGCAGUGUAUUUGCAUUAGGAAGGUAUUGUUAUCAGCAAAUAAUAACUGUGCAAUCGUGUGAGUAUUACAUUAAGAUGGACUUUGAUUGAAUCCAGACUGAUCCUUAAAACAAAUCAUCCGCAGUCGUUUUUUUACUUACUUUGCUUAAAUCAGGCUGAAGAUACAUAAGCGUCUUACUCACUUCAGUCCACUGCCACAUACACAAAGUAUUGAGCCCCUCAGAUAUGCCAACUUGACUUUUACUGGCCAGUAUUACUUCCAGUACAACGAGCCAGACUGGCUUCUUAAGCACUGUUUGUCAUGACAGUAUCCCCACUUUAUCUCUAAAGGGCACACUGUAGCACUUUCUCGCUCUGAUUUUUACGUCUAAGUGUGUCAUGUUUAACUUUAAGCUGGAAGUUGUCUCUGUCUUCAUCACCACUAUAGAUUCCAAUUUAAACUUUGAGAUAAAUGAGCCGCCUUCCUCUUCUGAAAAUCAUGUAAAUACAGCAAAGGCAUGUCGGUUCAGACCAAAAUGCAUUAAAGGUUACUUUGUUUCAGUUCAUCAGCCGAAGUGACGAUGUUGUUUAUUCUCCACAUCAGUGUUCUUAGACGUCAGCAGCAGAGCGUGGAAAGAAGUGUGACUUCAUGUCUGAGAUAUACUUUGUGUGGAGUUGAAGUGCGUCGUACUGUGUUAGCAAGUCGGACAACAAAUCUACAACAUGAAAUGAAAACCUGUUAAUUUUAGCAUACAGAAUACUGAUGUUUUUGUUUUGUUUUUGAUUAACUUUUUGUGACUUUUUAGAACAGGUGAAAUGGUUUAUUUUAGAAUUUAUAUUUUUCAAAUGAAAUGUAUAUUGAAAAUAAACAGAAUGAUCAAAU
This is a messenger RNA of Acanthopagrus latus (yellowfin seabream), 6334 nucleotides long. It is a transcript of the gene slc4a4a, whose product is annotated as solute carrier family 4 member 4a. Gene Ontology annotation, molecular function: monoatomic anion transmembrane transporter activity; solute:inorganic anion antiporter activity; sodium:bicarbonate symporter activity. Gene Ontology annotation, cellular component: basolateral plasma membrane; plasma membrane. The transcript has 27 exons. Gene Ontology annotation, biological process: regulation of intracellular pH; bicarbonate transport; transmembrane transport. The record is from RefSeq and is a predicted model, not a curated record. Bases 366 to 3602 code for a protein of 1078 amino acids. NCBI's taxonomy places the organism in Eukaryota, Metazoa, Chordata, Actinopteri, Spariformes, Sparidae.